UAUUCGGCUCACCUCAGGACCAACCAGUUACCUCCGCAAAAAGUGAGUGGCAAACAAACUAGUGUGACCUGACCAUGCGAAAACGCACUUCCCUAAGCCAGCAGCCUCCACAGAAACGUAGCCCUGGGCCGGCCGUAAAGAUCAGUGUACAGCCUGCACGAGAGGGUAGCCAGGUGACUCGAGGCUAAGUCGGUUGAUCAGCUACAAUGGGAAACAGGAAGCAACAUACGACAAACGAAAAUGCGGAAAACAAGCAGAACAGACUCUUCAGGAGGUCCGAUAGAAGUUGAGCAAAGAGGCACGUUUUCUACCACAUAUCGCCGCUCCGCUGUGGAUCGUCACUUAUCUUGUCAAGAAAGAUGGUUUCAAGUUUCCUACAGUCGAUUGGACCUCCCCAGAUGGUACCUCACCGCCAUGUUGCAGAAUGUCUACGCAAAUUCGACAUUGAGUAAAGCUCAAGUAAGCAGAUGCGUUUCUGAGUCUUUUACGGACGAUCUUCACUUUCGAAGACCUUUGACAAGGAUCACGGGCGAGAACGUGGAUAGAAUAAAACGACGUGUGCUUCGAGCUUUUCCAUCUGACUGCUGGCUCCCAGCACGAAACGAGGUGUGGCUAUACCCAAGUUCGAACCUAGACCACAACAUGUCCCUAAACAACUCACUACGAUCUAAUCUAACCAAGCGUUGAAUUACCAUAAGAGAUCUAACAGAAGAAAUAGAAAUCUCCAUUAAUUCAUGUCCGGCCAUUUUGAGCAAUCGUUUGAGAGUCACGGAAAUUACGGCAAACAAUUGAAUGUCCAGGAGAUAAACACUCGCAAAUAACUGUAUCCAGUAAACCUGUUGGCACUUCUGGAGGAGCCAGGCUUGUUUAAACAAAUUAUUAUGAGGUACCAGACGCGGAUAUACAGCUAUGAUGGGAAGACCAAAAUGCAAUCUUCCCAGUAUCGCUUCGAAAACGGGCCCCGCCCAAAGGAAGUCGCACGACCCAGAUCGGAGAACAAAGUGGUCCUCACAGGAUUUCUUUGUACCAUCGGAGAAUUGUUGCUCAUGAGUUCAUCAAGUAGUUUGAAGAAGAUUGCGCAAGUCUGUGUGACGCAAGCGACCAGAACGGUGGCAGAAGUCCUGAGUGCCUCAUCACGACAAUGCACGGGCCCGUACUUCACUACUCGCACAGCAGUUUUUUGCCAAGAGUGCGAUGCAAGUGUUUCCCCAACCUCCGUA
Varroa destructor (honeybee mite) is the source of this 1220-nucleotide messenger RNA. RefSeq lists its product as uncharacterized. The record is from RefSeq and is a predicted model, not a curated record. Lineage: Eukaryota; Metazoa; Arthropoda; Arachnida; Mesostigmata; Varroidae.